Messenger RNA from Portunus trituberculatus (swimming crab), 3280 nucleotides. Its product is annotated as GDP-L-fucose synthase-like. Gene Ontology annotation, biological process: nucleotide-sugar biosynthetic process. Bases 321 to 1280 code for a protein of 319 amino acids. Gene Ontology annotation, molecular function: GDP-L-fucose synthase activity. The transcript has 8 exons. Lineage: Eukaryota; Metazoa; Arthropoda; Malacostraca; Decapoda; Portunidae. The record is from RefSeq and is a predicted model, not a curated record.
CCUGCAGUGAUAUAGGGAUGGGAUCACAAAAAGAACAGAAGAGAGGGAACACGCAAUGCGAGAUGGAAGAAUAAGAUGAAGAGGCAACUGUCAACAGGGCACAGGAGGAGGAAGAGGAGCGUACUCAGCGGGGCGGCCGGCGAGUGAACAUGACAGCCACGUACACACCUGCACGCACCUGUACUUGAACACUGAACACUUGAAUAUACUCAUCGCGUGUACCCAACAUAGCCUGGUGCUGCAAGCCAGGCAUAUCACAGUGCCAGCUCAAUACAGCCCUGUCUUUCUCCGGACCUGCAGCAAGGUGUCAGCGUGAAGCCAUGAGUGAAGGCGAGGAGAUGGUGGUGAUGGUGACAGGUGGCUCUGGCCUGGUGGGCAAUGGCAUCAGAAUAAUGGUGGAAAAGGACCAGCGGCCAGGAGAGAAAUGGAUAUUUCUCAGCUCCAAGGAUGCCAAUCUUAUGAGCAUGGAUGAAACAAAGGCUAUCUUUGAGAAGCACCGCCCAACACAUGUCAUACACCUGGCUGCCAUGGUUGGUGGUCUAUUUCGCAACAUGAAGUACAACUGUGACUUCUGGCGCAACAACAUGCAAAUCAACACAAAUGUGUUGGAGGUGAGCCAUCAGAUGGGUGUGAAGAAGGUGGUUUCCUGCCUCUCCACAUGUAUCUUUCCAGACAAGACCACUUAUCCCAUUGAUGAGACAAUGGUCCACAAUGGGCCUCCUCAUUCCUCCAACUAUGGGUACAGCAUGGCCAAGCGGAUGAUUGACGUCAUGAAUCGGGUGUACCACGAGCAGUACGGAUGCCAGUUCACCUCUGUUAUCCCCACCAACAUUUACGGCCCCUACGACAACUACAAUGUGGAGGAUGGCCACGUGCUCACCGGCCUCAUCCACAAGGUUUACUUAGCCAAGAAGAAUGGCACUCCCUUCACGGUGUGGGGCACUGGUAAGCCUCGCCGUCAGUUCAUCUACUCUCUUGACCUGGCCCGGCUCAUGAUCUGGGUCACUAGGGAGUACAAGGAGAUCUCUCCCAUCAUCCUAUCUGUUGAUGAGGAGGAUGAAGUGUCUAUCAAGGAGUUGGCUGAGAUGGUAGUAGAGGAGAUGGACUUCAAGGGUGAGGUGACUUAUGACACUUCCAAGGCUGAUGGACAGUUCAAGAAGACUGCUUGUAAUGCAAAGCUACGGACAUACUUGCCGGACUUCAAAUUCACUCCUAUCAGGCAGGGGAUCAAGGAGACAGUGGAGUGGUUCACUACAAAUUAUGAGACGGCAAGGAAAUAGAGGCUCACCUUCCUCCAUGACACUACACGAACAGAUGACUCUGACUCUCACCACUACAAGUAUUGCAUUUGUGUGCCACGGUGGCUCAUCUGGCUGACUGGUCCACCAUCACCACCAACAACUACUCUACAGACAUCACCAUAACCAACAUACUACUUCUACUAUCACCAACACCAUUACCACCACUUGUACUCCAACCAGUGUGGCUUGAAGACUAACCUGUGGAGGGAGGUGUAGGGGGUGGCACAGGGAUGAGGCAUUAGUCUUAGCAGGGCCUGGAGUGGCACACACAGCUGAGAAGCAUGACACUGCAUUAUUUCCUGCAUGGCAGAGAGGAGUGGCACCACAUGAUGGGAGGAGUUUGGUACCUGAGAGAUGAGAGCAAGGCAAUGUGACAAUGUUUUAUCUGGUUUGGGAUUCAGUAUUCCAAGUAUUCACUAUCUACUGUAUGUUUGUCUUGAAUUGGGAAUUAAUACAGGUUAGUUUUCUAUUGGUCAAGUACUGGAGUAUGGAAAGCUGAAAGGAGUGAACAGAAACAAUUGAAGCAAGGGAUUCAUGCUAUGGUCACACUUUUGUGAGAGUUCUAAGAUGUAGAUAUCAGAAUAAAUAUAAAUGAGUGCUUCAUGGAUGGCUGUGAUGGCAGUGGUUGUCUUUCAGGUAAAGAGAGUGAAGGCUAAGUAUUGGAAUAUCAAUAUUACCUCCUAGAUUGCUUUCCAUUCAUCUGUUACAAUGCCUUUUCUUGGAGUUCUGCACAGAGAUUAGUGCAGGAGUACAUAUGCUGUUAAUUCUGUCCAUAUACUUCAUCACUGUAUACUCCAAGUCUGGUUAUCCUUCCCCAGUUUUCUUUGAGUAUUGUAUUGCCAUCCUCUCAUCUUUAUAACAUGGAGCAUCUCCCUUACUGGUGUGUCUUCAUUACCUCACCUGCAUUUCUUUCCACAUGAUUGAGUCACCACAGCAUGAUGUGUCACCAUCUCUGCACUCUUCAUUUAUUCCUGUUUGCUCAGCGUGACAAACCUUAUCUAGUUAUUAUCCACUCAGUUCACACCAGAGGUGUCUUGCAGAUAACUGAUUUCCACUGCAUAGAAUCUAUACCUUUAAUUUUUUGUUUUGAGUAUUACUGUCUAUUGAUAAAAAGUUAUUCCAGCUAGGAGGAUUACACUUAAUUGAGUGAAUGAUAGCAUGUCAUGUUUGUUUUUUGCUGUGCACCAGUGUUUCACCUGUUGCAGUGAGAACAUCAUAAUUUCACCAUUGUAUGAGUAUACAUGUAAUUUGUAUAUUAUAUAUAAUCUGUGAUUUUACCCAAUUCACUUGUUAUUUAUGGGAAGGAGUUUGUGUGUCCUUCCUCAUCUCUGCUUUGGUUCUUGUCACUCUUCUUCGAGAUUUUCACAUAUUAGUUUUCAUGAAAUAAAAUGGAAUUUCUUACCUAAUUGCUAAGGUGUCAGGCUUUUUUUUUCUCUCCUUAUAUAGCAGCUUUUGUAUGCUGGUGGAGUGGAAACACCCACACCAAGCCCUUUCCUGUUCCCUAUGGUGGGAUAUACAGUGAUCUACAUUGAUAUGGCUUUUAGGGGGAGGUGGGUUUCAAUGGUGGUGGUCAGCAUUCAGAGCUGUCUGGCUGACAUGAUUGUCUUGUAUAUCUCCAUAAUGGGCAAAUCUGAGGCUGUUGUGGGCAGUGGAGAAAUCCAUAUAGCCCUGUUCAUGGUAAGCCUGAGUGUGGGCAGCUGUGGCAUGGGUCAACAGUUGAUGUGGAAACUGUUGCCUUUGUAUACUGGACACUCAGUUACCUUAUUCCAAUCAGCCAUUGAACUGAAUGCUGCUUGUUGAUAACACAACCACAGCCUGUUAUUUAGAUCACUCUGUGGUCACAAUAUCUCCGCUAUCUUUACAUGCUAUUCCUUUAUAAGCAUUCUGGCUGCUGCCCUAUGGGAAAUUUUCAUGGCCAUCCCAUUGGGAAGAGAAUUCUUGGAAAUAGACAUCUGAUUUGAAAUAAAAUUUUAAAAAUA